Messenger RNA from Theileria equi strain WA, 630 nucleotides. RefSeq lists its product as hypothetical. Bases 1 to 630 code for a protein of 209 amino acids. The transcript has a single exon. NCBI's taxonomy places the organism in Eukaryota, Apicomplexa, Aconoidasida, Piroplasmida, Theileriidae. The record is from RefSeq and is a predicted model, not a curated record.
AUGGGUGGCAGGUAUUCCGUCAUAGAUAUUGCCAAAGAUACUAACAAUAAUGCCCAAACCACAUACUAUGGGAGAAAUGGGUAUAGCAUAACUCUUUUUAGGACAGAUGAACCAAAGAUAAAAAUCAAGGAUGGAGAUGAAAAACAACAACUCAAGAAUUACAAACAAUACAAACAUAAAAUUCCGGAAGAUAAUGCAUGGUGGUCUGUCUAUUACCAACUUCAAAAGGUAGAGCACAAUGGUAUUGAACAAACUGGAUUUGAAGAAAAGGGUUAUCUUCAAACCCAUAAGGUGGUAGAAGUUGUAUACUGGCUAAAUGAUAAGGCGAAUUUCUUUCCACUGAUCAUUGGUCUUGGUGAAGGUAAACCAACCCAUUUUAAACGAGAAAGUAUUACUAACGAAUGGAAGUAUUCCGAUAUUGUACCUCCAGCGGAUUUAUCAGACUACCAGAGAGUAUUAGGUGGACUCAACACAAAAUUUAAUAACGUUGUGAUAGUUAACCUUAAUGCUAAAAUGGACAGAAGUACUGUGGUCAUCCUUCCAAAGAUGAAUUUAAGAGUCCUAAGAAUAGUUCUAGCAAUUGUUCUCAUAAUGGAGCUACCUUUGUUACCAUCGCAGUUUCAGAGAUAA